This is a messenger RNA of Closterium sp. Naga37s-1, 2185 nucleotides long. The record is from the annotation of a GenBank genome assembly. Lineage: Eukaryota; Viridiplantae; Streptophyta; Zygnematophyceae; Desmidiales; Closteriaceae.
AUGAGAGAUGUUGACACAUUGUUGCUGGAUUUCAUUUGUGCAGGUCCUGUUCGGACGCGCUCCUUACACGCUGUGUUUUCCGAUGCGGUAGGAAGUCAGCCGCGUCACGAGGAGAAUCGGCCGCUCAACACCAGUGGUCAUGCUCCACAAAUCCCGGCCUCGCGUGGUGAUACAACUUCCGCUCACGUCAAUGGCGUGACAACGCCGUCUGCUCACCAUUCUCUGCGUUCCGGAAGUCAGGGCCGGUCGGGUGGGCGGCGAGCAGGUCAGGCGGCCCGCCAGAGUUCCGCCAAUGCCGCAGGGCACACGUCUGCUGCUGCUGGCGCAGGCCAGCAGUUCCGCCCAGCUGCAGGGAGCAACACCGCCGCUGCUACAUCUGGCGGGCUGCUUGGCGAGACUGCUGGGCUGACGUCUUCUGCUGCUGGCGCCGGCCAGCAGUUCCGCCCAGCUGCAGGGAGCAACACCGCCGCUGCUGCAUCUGGCGGGCUGCUUGGCGAGACUGCUGGGCUGACGUCUUCUGCUGCUGGCGCCGGCCAGCAGUUCCGCCCAGCUGCAGGGAGCGACACCGCCGCUGCUGUAUCUGGCGGGCUGCUUGGUGAGACUGCUGGGCUGACGUCUUCUGCUGCUGGCGCCGGCCAGCAGUUCCGCCCAGCAGCUGGGACGGCCUCGGCCUACACUGCACCUGGCGGUCAGCUGCGCCAGGCUGCUGGGAGCAGCUCUCCUGACCCUGCAUCUGGCGGUUUGUUCCGCCAGCCUGCGGGUCUGACCUCCGGCGACCCUGGACCUGGUGGUCCGUUGGGGCAAGCCGCAUUGAACAGCUCUCCUGACCCUGCACCAGGCGGUCCAUUUAUCCAGGCCGCUGGGAGGAGCUCUCCUGACCCUGCAUCCGGCCGUCGGUUGGGGCACGAGGAUGAGAGGAGCUCCGCUGACCCUUCAGCUGGCGGCCAACUGGGACAAGUGGCUGGGUGGAGCUCCGCCAACACUUCUACUGGCGCUGUUUUGGUCCAGGCCGCUGGAAGACCUUCAGCCGACCAUGCUCCUGGCGAGAUGCGCACGAUGGCCGCUGGGCACACUUCCACUGAGACCCAUGAUGGCAGCAUGUUCCCGCCGUCAUGCGAACCGGCUCCGGACGCCCAUUUCUGCCCGUCUGCUGGCAUGACCUCCGCCGACCCUGCUGUUGAUGGCGUGUUAGGCCAGGCUGCUUGGAGGACCGACGCCAAUCCUGCUGCUGGGGUGCUGCUAAGGCCAACCGCGAGGCGCAUCCCCGAUGACAGCAAUACUGACGGCGUGUUCUCCCCGCCUGGAGGCGCUGAGCUUGGCGGCCACGUUGGCGAGGCCAAUGGGAGGACCUGGACCAACUCUGCAGCGGGCGAGCCGCUCGUCCCGAACGCUGGUGGCACCGAGGCCGGUGAUGCUGUGGGCGUUCAGACACGAGAUGCGUAUGGGCGGGCCACUACACACGCUGCUGCUCAUGAACUGCACGGGCAUGUGGCAGAACCAACCUCUGAUGUUGAAGAGGCGCGUGCCGCACAUCGUGCGCUCCAGCGUGAGAACCAGCGGCUGUUGAAUGAGCUUGAAGAGCUUAGGCGUUCGCUUUCUCGGUCAACGUCACCUGCUGAGACCUCUGGUGGUGCGGGCGAGCAGCAGGAACCGUCUCCAAACUCUGGGAAUGUCGCAGCUAAUGUGCAGCCAGGAAGGCAUCCCAUCGCACCGAUCAACGAUCGGCUGCUUGGAAGGGCUGUUGGGAACGCUCACGCCCAGGGAACCGAGCAUGGCCUGCAGCACUUGACCCCGGAGCAGGAGGUCCUCGCAUUCGACCUUGCUGCAGCGAUGAGGCGAGUCCCUGAGGUGGCAAUGUUGGAUGCGCUCACCGUUCUUUUCUGGGAUAUGCCGGAUGGUAGGAUGGACUUCUGGCCAUCUCGGAAGGUGCUGCUGGGAGCGCUUGCUGUUGCUUUGAAGUACAAGACGGUUGGUCAGCGGACCGACCUGCUUCAUGUGUAUCUUUUUGACCCAGUUCGACGUGGCUAUAUCCGCAACAAGCUGCAGGAUGGACGGAAUGUCAUUCUGCACACCGGUCGAUGCGGUAUUUACAGAGCGUUUGACUUGUACAUUCAACGCCCCAACCAAAACCGCAAGCUCAUGGGUUCCACCUUGAUCGAGGCGUGGAAAGUGCAAUACAAGCCAG